Molecule: messenger RNA, 990 nt
Organism: Trichoderma citrinoviride
Lineage: Eukaryota; Fungi; Ascomycota; Sordariomycetes; Hypocreales; Hypocreaceae
Product: Aldo/keto reductase
Exons: 3
Coding region: 1-990 (329 amino acids)
Cellular component (GO): cytoplasm
Source: RefSeq, a predicted model, not a curated record
AUGGUUCAGUUCCUCGGCAAAGAAGUUGGCCCCAUCGGCUUCGGCCUCAUGGGCCUCACCUGGCGCGACGACCCUCCCCCACUGGAGCAAGCCCUCGCCGUCAUGAAGGCCGCCGUCGAAAACGGCCAGACCAUGUGGAACGGCGGCGAGUUCUACGGCACGCCCGAGUACAACUCCAUGACCAUCAUCAAGGCCUACUUCACAAAGUACCCCGAAGACGCCGACAAGGUCGUCUUGGUCAUGAAGGGCGGCAUCGACAGUUCCGCUCGCAAGCCCGACGGAUCGCCUGAGGGCAUCCGUCGCUCGCUGGAUAACAUUUUGGCGCAGCUCGGCGGCAGCAAGAAGGUUGACGCCUUCUGCUGUGCCAGACGUGACCCGAACUAUCCACUGUCGGUUACCUUUGGCGUGAUUCAGAAGGAGUACAUCGACACUGGCAAGCUUGGCGCCAUUACCUUGUCUGAGUGCGGAGUUCACACCAUUCAUGAAGCCGCCAAGGUGGCCGACAUUGCUGGUGCUGAAAUCGAACUGAGCAUGUUUACGCCGGACAUUUUGAAGAACGGCAUUGCCGCUGCGCUGAAAGAGCACAACAUUCCCAUCAUUGCAUACUCGCCUCUUGGGAAGGGGCUCCUCACUGGCCAGUACAAGACUCUGAACGACGUCAAAAAGCUCGGCACAGUCUCCUCCUUUCCCCGCUUCCAACCAGCCCAGCUCGAGCACAACCUCAGACUCGUCGAGCAGGUCGAGCAGGUUGCCCGCGAAAAGGGCUGCACCCCCGGCCAGAUCGCCAUCAACUGGGUGCUGAGCUUGAACUCGGAUCCGAACCUGCCUCUUGUGAUCCCGAUUCCUGGCUCAUCUACGGUGCAGCGUGUUGAGGAGAAUUCGAAGCUGGUGGAAAUUACCAAGGAGGAGCUGGACAAGCUGAAUGGCUUGGUGCAUAGCUUUGAGGCUGCGGGAGAGAGAUACCCGCAACAUAUACCCGUUAACACCUAG